AUGGGGAGAAAUCCCUCUUACAGACUGGAGGAAAAUAAAGAUUGCAUGCGCCAACUGGGCCCAUUGGCCACACUAGCAUUCCUGGUCUGGGUGAUGGAUGGGGGACAGAGGGUCCACUCACCGAUAAACCCUAGGGAUAUACAAGCAAUUGUUAAGGCAAUUGCAGAUAAAGGGCUUAACUCAGCUAUGGUCUCCACCCUUAUAGAUGGUGUUUUUGGGGGAGACGAUAUGCUCCCAUUUGACAUAAAACAAACCUGUAGACUAAUUUUUGACGGAGCAGGGAUGAUUGUUUUUAAACAAGAAUGGGAAGAUAACUGUGCAAGACAACUAGCUCAAGUAAUUGGGGCGGAUCACCCACUACAUGGUUCCAGCCUGCAGCGGCUGAUGGGUACAGACCCAACAAUGAUUACCCCCCAAGCACAGGCCCUGGGCCUCCAGGCCCAUGAAGUUAUGACAACUACUUGUGCGGCCAGGGAUGCUAUUUGCACAGCCUCUAAAGUUAUUGUUAAGCCAUCGCUAUGGUCCACCAUAAGACAAAAUGAAAGUGAGAGCUUUACACAAUUUGUAAAUUGCCUCCAGGCAGCAGUCGACUCCUCAACCCUGCCUGCGGAAGCGAAAGGCCCGGUUGCCACCAAGGCGGCCCACAAAAGUGUGCCGGCCACAGGCGGCGACCAGGCCGGCACGGUGGUGCUGUACAAGAUCCGCCGCUACCGGAAAUCCAUGGAGCUGCUGAUCCGCAAGCUGCCCUUCCAGCGCCUGGUGUGUGAGAUCAUGCAGGACUUCAAGACCAACCUGCGCUUCCAGAGCCCGGCCGUGGUGAGCGAGGCCUACCUGGUGGGGCUCUUUGAGGACAUCCAGCUCACCCGGCGCAUCUGUGGGGAGCGCGCCUGAGGCCGCAGCUCAUCCCCCUUUUCUACCUAUUAGAAAAGACUAACAUCAUGUUGGUAGAGCACCAACAACUGUUAUAAGAAUGUUCUUGUUCAGAGCACCUUAUGUUUUCUAUUCGAGUUUUCUAUUGAAGAUUGUUAUAUAUUGUUAUAUUUUACCUAAUUUAAUUGUGCA
Messenger RNA from Phasianus colchicus (ring-necked pheasant), 1062 nucleotides. The record is from RefSeq and is a predicted model, not a curated record. Lineage: Eukaryota; Metazoa; Chordata; Aves; Galliformes; Phasianidae.